AUGUCGCAGCAACAGUCUUCGAGCUCGAGCACCAUUAUCUUUAUCCCCCAAACAGCCGCCGCAGGCGUGCUUUCCAUCACCCAACCCCCGCAAACCGCCACCUCUUUUUACAAAAUCGCCCCGAGCCAGCCUAUCACCUUUGGAUGGAACUUUACAGCGGUGCUCGUCACACCGACACACCUCACCGUCUCUGCCGUGUGCGACAACGGCAAUACGUACCCUGUCGGACCCUCAGAUGGGGUCAUAGAUGGCACGGCAACCCAGGUCGUGUGGGAUUUGUAUUCGUACCAGACGAACAACCCGAACAAACCUCUGGCACAGGCGACGUACACGCUGAAUAUUUGGGACGACAGAGGGCCGGGACAGCCUAGGAAGGGAGGGUUUUUGCAGCAGAAUAGCGCCCUGCAGUUCGCUUUGUAUACGCCGCAGCCGUAUACUGCUCUUUCAGAUGGAUGGACAUGUGGAGCGUGUAAUAGUGCGAUGGGUAUUGCGUCCCACCCAGCUUUCAUCAGUCUCUUCAUCACCUUCUUCGUCAUGUUCUUCUCCGGUUUCCACCUCCUUCGGCACUCGAGGCAGGCUUAA
Messenger RNA from Psilocybe cubensis, 582 nucleotides. RefSeq lists its product as uncharacterized. The coding region runs from base 1 to 582 and encodes 193 amino acids. The record is from RefSeq and is a predicted model, not a curated record. Lineage: Eukaryota; Fungi; Basidiomycota; Agaricomycetes; Agaricales; Agrocybaceae. The transcript is spliced from 2 exons.